UCCCCCUUCCAUAGCCCAGCUAACUAGGAGUAGCACAUCGAUCAGCAAACGAACGUCCGGCAGGCACUCAACACAAAACACAAAUAUGCGUUCAGCUCGCGACCUCCGCCUCGCGGUCUCGGCCCUCCUCCUCCUCCUUCUGCUUUCAGCCGGCGUCCUGGCGGCAAGAGCCCAGCAUGAAAUCGACGAUGAGUCAGAGUUCAGCUACAUCCGCGGGUCGGAGAACGGGCCGGAGAACUGGGGCAAGAUCAAGGAGGAGUGGGCGACGUGUGGCACCGGGCGGAUGCAGUCGCCCAUCGACCUCUCCGACCGCCAUGCCGCACAGGCACCCAACCUCAGGUACCUCAAUCACUCCUACCUGCCUGUAGAUGCCUCCAUCAUCAACCGCGGCCACGACAUCAUGGUCAAGUUCAACGGCGACGCCGGGAGCCUGUGGAUCAACGGCACCGCGUACCACCUCAAGCAAGUCCAUUGGCACUCCCCUAGCGAGCACCGCGUAAACGGCCGCCGGUACAGCCUCGAGCUUCACAUGGUUCACCUCAGUGCCGACAACAAGACUGCUGUGAUCGGCAUCCUCUACAAGAUCGGCAGGCGCGAUCAUUUCCUUCACGAGCUGGAGCCUUACCUGAAGAGGAUAGCAGAUACCAAGGAGAAGGAGGAGAUGGUAGGCAUGGUGGAUCCCUGGGAGGCGAGGGGAGAUGGCGAAGCGUACUACCGGUACAUGGGCUCCCUCACCACGCCGGCGUGCGAUGAGGGGGUCAUCUGGACCGUCAUCAAGAGGGUUGCCACCGUGUCGACUCACCAACUGAAGCUUCUCACCGACGCUGUCCAUGAUGGCUUUGAGAUGAACGCGAGACCCCUUCAGAAGGUGAACGGAAGAGAUAUCAACUUUUUCUGCCCUGAUGAUCACCAUGAGCGCUAUUACGCUGCCGCUGAUCAGUAAUUAGGUUCAAACUUCAGGCAGCCUGAGGGAUAGACAUCAUGCGUGUUAAUUUUUCGGAAACCACGACGAAGAACCAUUGAUUCGAUGGAGCAUUGCAAUGAUGGUGACUCUGCACCAAGCGGAGAUGUUCAUAGUCUCGGCACGUUUGUUAAUUCCAUUGUAAAGUCGAAGUCACAGACAUGUGUCCAAUAAAUAAUUUCAAGCGGAGAUGUUCAUAGUCGUUGUUGUUAGUAUCUUCAAUAAAUAAUUUGAUGACA
This is a messenger RNA of Triticum urartu, 1200 nucleotides long. RefSeq names its product alpha carbonic anhydrase 5. The record is from RefSeq and is a predicted model, not a curated record. Gene Ontology annotation, molecular function: zinc ion binding; carbonate dehydratase activity. Lineage: Eukaryota; Viridiplantae; Streptophyta; Magnoliopsida; Poales; Poaceae. Gene Ontology annotation, biological process: one-carbon metabolic process.